CUGACCCAGAGAUUUAACACGUCAUAUCAAUCAACACUGUUCAUCGUAAUUAUCUUCUUGAUUCUUACAAAAUAUCGUUUCAGGUUCGUACUUUACAAAUUACCAGACAUCAACGAUCAUCCGAAUCCACUGGUGCAGAACGGAACGGCGUUUCUUUAUUUGGAUGCAAGCAUGACCGAAUGGACUAAUACACAGAAAAGUGUAUCUUCGCCGGACAACAACUUGGCCCUAACGUUACAACAGUAUUAUUCAAACAGAGAAAACAAAACAGUGUUGUAUUUGUUAUACAAUGAUCAAUUUAACGAAACGUCUAACAAAUUUGGGCAUACUAAAGGAUUGCUAUUGUUCGAUGAGAACACCGGAUUUUGGAUCGUUCACAGCGUACCGCAUUUUCCAAAUCCCAUAAAAUAUGAAUGGCCUUCGACGGCCACAACUUACGGUCAGAGUGUUCUGUGCAUCACUUUCGGCAUCGAUAGUCUAGAAGGCAUAACCAAACAACUGUUCUUCAAUCGGCCAGGUAUUUUCAGCUCAAACGUACCGGCAAAAUUUGUUAGGAAAUUUUCUUUCCUGCCAAUGAUUCUUGUCGGAGAAUUUCCUAAAGCUGCACCUUAUAGCAGCACCGUUUAUCUGAAGUCCUUGGCUGGAAAAGAGUUCGUCAGUUUUGCGAAAUCGAAGCGAUGGCAUAACGAAUUGUAUGCUGAUCAAGUGGCCGAAACUCUUAAAAGCAGUCUUUACGUUGAAACGUGGCGGAACGGUCCUGGCAACCUGCCAUCAUCCUGUGAAGGCAAAUACAAUGUCUUGAACAUCCAGACCAUCAAGCUGCCUUCAGAAGUCGAGUUCUUGACAAACCGCGACCAUUCGAAAUGGGCAGUUUCGAAAGUAGGAAGAAGCAACAAUAGCAAAUGGGUGUGUAUUGGUGACAUCAAUCGACAGGCACGUGGUCAAUAA
Messenger RNA from Soboliphyme baturini, 948 nucleotides. The record is from the annotation of a GenBank genome assembly. Lineage: Eukaryota; Metazoa; Nematoda; Enoplea; Dioctophymatida; Soboliphymatidae.